Molecule: messenger RNA, 1990 nt
Organism: Psylliodes chrysocephalus
Lineage: Eukaryota; Metazoa; Arthropoda; Insecta; Coleoptera; Chrysomelidae
Source: the annotation of a GenBank genome assembly
UACAAAAACAUACAAAAACAUACAAAAACAUACAAAAACAUACAAAAACAUACAAAAACAUACAAAAACAUACAAAAACAUACAAAAACAUACAAAAACAUACAAAAACAUACAAAAACAUACAAAAACAUACAAAAACAUACAAAAACGUACAAAAACGUACAAAAACGUACAAAAACAUACAAAAACAUACAAAAACAUACAAAAACAUACAAAAACAUACAAAAACAUACAAAAACAUACAAAAACAUACAAAAACAUACAAAAACAUACAAAAACAUACAAAAACAUACAAAAACAUACAACAACAUACAAAAACAUACAAAAACAUACAAAAAAAUAAAAACAUACAGAAAAUACCAAAAACAAACAAACGAAAAAGCAAGUUUCAACGUCCAAUGAUGUACUUGAUCAAAACUUUUAAAGAGCCAAACCCCUUUAAAAUACAUUUAAAUUCGUCUCAAUUCUAGAUGAUUUCUCUUAAAUUCUUCAAUUCCCGCCAAUUUCUCGUAAAAUACCUCAAAUGUCUCGUAAAUUCCACGAAAUACCCUUUCCUUAUACACUUACUUUCACUGCAGUUUACUCCUCGGAAUAUUAUUACGUUGACUUUCCAAUGUCUAACCCAUGUAUUGUCUUUUGCACGCUGAUAUGUGUGCAUAGAGUAAGAAGGAAAGCCCGCUCAUGCGACACGUCGCGCGCGACUGAUUGCGGGGCAUCGCGCGCGGCAAUACUUUAGAUGUUUUUAAAUGUUUUCAAAGCCCAUUAACGCGGUUCUGUCGCGUAGUCGCACGCGGCUGUAAAUUAGAAAUAAGCCCGCGAUUUUCCUGCCGCACGCGGUCAGCGUUAUCAUGGAUACAUAUGAAGCAUCACUCAUACAAACGUCAAGUCGCGUGCGAAACGUCAGUUGAGAGUUGGAGUUUCCUGUUAACUUUUACACAGUUCCAGUAAAAAAAUGUCCGACAGUUGUAUUGAUAUAGAUGAAUUUAUAUCCGAUAUGCAACACCAACCUCAAAUAUUGAACAGUUAAUUGAAAUAAAAUAGCGAAAAAAUAUUUGUUCGGGAAUCUGCUCUAGCAGUUCGCUAAAUGAAACUACUCUCAUUCUGCAAUGUUUAAAGAAAUUAUCUUCGUGUUGACGUAAAUCCUUAUAUAAUAAAUUAAUUGCGCCUUUUACAUAAGGGUCUAUAAAUAAUGGAUGAACCCAGUACCUGCGUCGUUUCAAUUUUUUCCUCUGACGAACAGAAUAAAACAACACCGUUGCUACUUUUCCACCUCUAUUUUGAUACUGUCGCUUCUUGUAGUCUGUUAAAAAUCGAACCUUAAAAAUCGCAUGCGGCAGGUCGCGCGCGAUAUGUUGCGUAAGUGGGCUUUCCCUCUAUUGCAGGUCAUAAAUAGCAGGGUGUUUUGCUCUAGCUUCAAUAAGUUUUUCAUCUUCCAAUGCUGGAAAGUUUAGCUUCGGCGUCACGAUUUUAUUCGACUUUAUGCACAUAAAUGUUCUGAAACACAUACAAUAAACAGCACGUGCGCGAGAACCGUCUAUGUUACACUUUCACGUCAAAAAUGUCAAACUCAAGAUAAAACAAUUAAUUUUUUUCAAGAAUGUGAUUUUUUUCAUACACCGUUGUUAAGAGGCUUCCAAGACCUUACAAAUGAAGUAUCACUCAACCCCUCAUCCCUAUUUUAUUUUUAGGGGUUGAAGCGCCCCCUCAUAUGGGGUUGCUCGUUCAAGCCUCAAAUAUACGUCAAAAGAUGUCCCCCAAAGAAAAUCUUCCGACAUAUUUCGGGAAAUUUUUCCAAUUACUAUGGGAUAAGAAAUAUACGGGGUGGCUCGUCUGAGAUGGAACACCCUGUAUAAAUAUCAUUUUGUCAUUUUUUUUUGUGUCCAAAUUUGUUUGUCAUGUGUUAAAAAUGGAUGACUAUUGUUGGAUUUUUAGAAUUCAAUUUAACUUUCCUCAUUCUUGUAAAAGAAUCGAUAUAUUAUAUUUUAGGUUU